Messenger RNA from Myotis daubentonii (Daubenton's bat), 4789 nucleotides. It is a transcript of the gene TAS1R3, whose product is annotated as taste 1 receptor member 3. Gene Ontology annotation, molecular function: sweet taste receptor activity; G protein-coupled receptor activity. Gene Ontology annotation, biological process: sensory perception of sweet taste; sensory perception of umami taste; G protein-coupled receptor signaling pathway. The transcript has 5 exons. Bases 1469 to 4189 code for a protein of 906 amino acids. The record is from RefSeq and is a predicted model, not a curated record. Lineage: Eukaryota; Metazoa; Chordata; Mammalia; Chiroptera; Vespertilionidae. Gene Ontology annotation, cellular component: plasma membrane.
UACCGAGAUCACAGAACUAUCGUUUUAUUGGUGAGAAGACAGAGCACCUGAGGGGUGAGCUGGGCGGGCAGGGCCUGGGCCGGCCCAGGGGGGUGGGGCUGCUCUGCCACCCAGUGUCGGGAGGGCCCCCUUGAUCACUGCGCCCCAAUAUCAGGGCCCCAAUGCAGUGCCGGCUCUGCUGCUGCUCCCACACCAAGCAGAGCCGAGCCCAGGUGGUGCCAGCACAGGCCAAUGACUGUGGGACUGGCUGGGAGAAUGGCCCGGGGGCCACAGGGGCCAGGGCGCAGGCUGCACAUGUGUGUGCAGGUGCACGCACGCGUGUAUUGCCGUGUGUAGCAUGCAGGUGCAGUGGUCUGUGCGUGUGUAGCAUGGAGGUGCAGGUCCAGCGUGGUGUGUGUGUGUGUGUGUGUGUGUGUGUGUGUGUGUGUGUGUGUAGCACGGGUGUGCAUGUAAAAUGCACUGCAUGCGUGUAGCAUGGGCGUGCAGGUCCAGCGCACUGUGUGUGUGUGGGGGGCACCUGUGGGUGUCAUGUGCGUGUCCUGCGUGUGCCGACCAGUGUGGGCCCUCCCCACAGGCCAGUGGAGGCACUUCCUGUAAACGUCUGCCAGGCCCAGCCAGGGCUGAAAUGCCUGGAGCCCCUCCCCCAGCUCCUCUGGGUGCACCUCCCCUCCCAGCACGGGGUCAGCGGGGCCUGGGUGCGGGGGAGACGGCGUUGCCACCACCCUCUGCACACCUGGUGCGGCCUCAGCCGCUGCGGCCCAUUUGGUUACAGCUUUUCUCCCUCCUUUGCAUGCAACCCCCUGAGGGCCCAGAUGAGCGCCCUGUCCCCAGAGGGAGGCACCUGCUCUGUCAGGUACCCAGAGCCGGGCAGGGCACAGCCAUCCACAGGCCUCCCAAAGCUUCCAGGCCACCGGCCCUGGUGGCGGAACCUCCCAGACCCCGCAGUUCCCAGGCAGGCUGAGAGGCACGGCCCCACCCCAGCCACAGGUGGGCGGGCAGGGCCCCCCGGCCCCCCCUCAGGCUGCCCCUGGGAUGCAGAUGGAGCCCUUCCCGACUGCGGAUGGCCCUCCCCAGGGUGGGAGAGACCAGUGUUCUGUGCCUACUCCCGAGGCAGGGGCCGCUCCAAGCCCCUCCCACAGGCAGCUGGAGAGCCCAGGACCCGCAGGCAGAGAAAUCCUGGGUGUCCCUCCUCCCCUCCAGGAGUGGGUGGGGUGAGGGGCUUGGGCACCAGCAGGUAAUGAGGUCACGGGCAGUAGCUGCUCAGAGCCUGCCUGCCCAGGUCACUGUCGGCCAGAGGGCCUGGGCGCGUUAGGAUAACAGACCCUGACGUGUGCAAACCUCAGGCCCAGGGGCCCCCGGGGCUUGGCAGGUGAGGAGGGUUUUGCUAAACAAAUCCUCCGCCCCUCCCAGCCUGGCUCACCCUAUCUGGGCCCACCCGCUGGCCGUCCCCAUCAGAAGCCGCACCGCCAUGUCCGGCCUGGCUCUGCUGGGCCUCUCGGUUCUGCUGGGCCUCGGGGCAGGGGCCCCGCUGUGUCUGUCCCGGCAGCUCAGGAUGCAGGGGGACUACGUGCUGGGGGGGCUCUUCCCCCUGGGCGCCGCCGAGGACACGGGUCUGGGCCCCAGGACCCAGCCCAACACCACCGUGUGCACCAGGUUCUCGUCGCUCGGCCUGCUCUGGGCACUGGCCAUGAAGAUGGCCGUGGAGGAGAUCAACCGGGGGGCGGCCCUGCUGCCCGGCCUGCGCCUGGGCCAUGACAUCUUUGACACCUGCUCGGAGCCCGUGGUGGCCAUGCAGCCCAGCCUGGCGUUCAUGGCCGAGGCGGGCAGCUGCGAGAUCGCUGCCUACUGUGACUACUCGCGGUACCAGCCCCGCGUGCUGGCCGUCGUCGGGCCCCACUCCACGGAGCUCGCCCUCGUCACCGGCAAGUUCUUCGGCUUCUUCCUCAUGCCCCAGGUCAGCUAUGGGGCCAGCGCGGACCAGCUGAGCAACCGGAAGGCCUUCCCCUCCUUCUUCCGCACGGUGCCCAGCGACCGCGUCCAGGUGACCGCCGUGGUGGAGCUGCUGCACGCGCUCCAGUGGAACUGGGUGGCGGCCGUGGGCAGCGACGACGAGUACGGCCGGCAGGGCCUGAGCCUCUUCUCCAGCCUGGCCAACGCCCGGGGCAUCUGCAUCGCCCACGAGGGCCUGGUGCCGGCGGCGGGCGCCCACGGCCUGCAGCUGGGCGCCGUGCAGGGGCUGCUGCACCAAGUGAGCCAGAGCCGCGUGCAGGUGGUGGUGCUGUUCUCCUCCGCCCGGGCCGCCCGCGCCCUCUUCAGCUUCAGCAUCCGCCUUGGGCUCGCGCCCAAGGUGUGGGUGGCCAGCGAGGCCUGGCUGACCUCGGCCCAGGUCCUGUCCCUGCCCGGCCUGGCCCAGGUGGGCACCGUGCUGGGCUUCCUGCAGCGGGGCGCCCCGCUGCCCGAUUUCCCGUCCUACGUGCAGGCCCGCCUGGCCCUGGCCGCCGACCCUGCCUUCUGCGCCUCGCCGGACGCAGGGCAGCCGGACCUGGAGGGACACAUGGCCGGGCCCCGCUGCCCGCAGUGUGACCGCAUCUCGCUGGAGGAUGUGUCUGCCGGCCUCCGGCACCACCGGGCCUUCGCGGCCUACGCGGCCGUGUACAGCGUGGCCCAGGCCCUGCACAACACGCUGCUCUGCGAUGCCUUGGGCUGCCCCCCGCGGGCGCCUGUGCAGCCCUGGCAGCUCCUGGAGAACAUGUACAACAUGAGCUUCCGGGUGCGCGGCCUGCCGCUGCGGUUCGACGCCAACGGGAAUGUGGACACGGGCUACGACCUGAAGCUCUGGGUGUGGCGGGACCCGGAGCCCGAGCUGCGCACAGUGGGCGGCUUCGACGGCCGCCUGCAGCUGCAGCUGCCCCAGAUGCGCUGGCACACGCCAGGGAACGCGGUGAGUGCCCGGCCGUGUCCCCACCGCAGAGCCGCUCUGCAGCAAGGCCUGCCCCACCUGGGAGGAGCCGGGGGCGGGGGGGGUCGUCCCCAGGCUCUGGGGGUGCACCCAGCCCAGCGAGACCUGAGUCCGAGGACCCUGCUCCAGAGGCCCGUGUCCCAGUGCUCGAGGCAGUGCCAGGAGGGCCAGGUCCGCCGGGUGAAGGGGUUCCACUCCUGCUGCUACGACUGCGUGGACUGCAAGGCCGGCAGCUACCAGCGCAGCCCAGACGACCUCUUCUGCACCCCGUGCGCCCAGGACCAGUGGUCCCCCGACAGGAGCCUGCGCUGCUUCCCCCGCAGGCCCAGGUGCCUGGCCUGGGGCGAGCUGACCGUGCUGCUGCUGCUCGCGCUGCUGGGCCUGGCGCUGGGCCUGGUGCUGGCGGCCCUGGGGCUGUUCGUCCGGCACCGGGACAGCCCCCUGGUGCGGGCCUCGGGCGGGCCGCGGGCCUGCUUUGGCCUGGCCUGCCUGGGCCUGGUCUGCCUCAGCGUCCUCCUGCUGCCCGGCUGGCCCAGUCCCGCCGGCUGCCUGGCCCAGCAGCCGCUGCUGCACCUCCCACUCACGGGCUGCCUGAGCACCCUCUUCCUGCAGGCGGCCGAGAUCUUUGUGGAGGCGGAGCUGCCGCCCAGCUGGGCAGACUGGCUGCGCGGGCACCUGCAGGGGCCGCGGGCCUGGCUGGCGGUGCUGCUGGCCGUGCUGGUGGAGGCGGCGCUGUGCACCUGGUACCUGGCGGCCUUCCCGCCGGAGGUGGCGAUGGACUGGCAGGUGCUGCCCACGGAGGUGCUGGUGCACUGCCGGGUGCGCUCCUGGGUGGGAUUCGGCCUGGUGCACGCCGCCCACGGCGCGCUGGCCUCACUCUGCUUCCUGGGCACCUUCCUGGUGCACCGCCAGCCAGGCCGCCACGACGGUGCCCGCAGCCUCGCCUUCGCCAUGCUGGCCUACUUCAUCACCUGGGUCUCCUUUGUGCCCCUCUUCGCCAACGUGCACGUGGCCUACCAGCCCGCCGUACAGAUGGGCACCAGCCUCCUCUGCGUCCUGGGCAUCCUGGCCACCUUCCACCUGCCCAAGUGCUACCUGCUGCUGCGGCUGCCGGCGGGCAACCCCCCCGAGUUCUUCCUGGGAGGGGGUCCUGGCAGUGCCAGUGGGCUGGGUGGCAGCAGGGGUGGAGCCCAUGACCCAGCGACCUCACCCCAGUGCACCCAGACCUAGUUCCUGCAGAGCAACCUGCAGGCCCACCUCGAGGUCCUGACCCCAGGCUGCCUGCUGCCCGUGACCCAGUGACCCCUGGGCCUGCGCUGGGCCCUGUGAGAUCUCACCAGAGUCGGGCUGUCCUGUCCUGCUGGGAAGACGCCAAUAGAGGGCUCCUCAGGCCCAACCCACACUGGGGGCUCCGGGAAGCCCACAGCUGGGCCACCUGCAGGUCAAGCUGGGCAUGACUCCCCAGCUGGGCCUGGCCUAGCCACCCCCCCAGCACCCCUCCAACCAGAGGCCACUUGGGGCGGGGCACCAGCUUCCUUCCCUCUCCCUGUCUUGGCCGGAGCGGGUAGAGUGGGGUCAGCCCACCGCCAGCACCGCGGACAGAGCCUGGCGCGCGGGGGGGGGGGGAUUCAGGACCAAGGCCAGCGCCCGCCGCCAGGACCCCUGGAGCCAGAAGCCAGCACCACGGACAGAAGACGCCCUGCCAGGACCUUGCCGACCGGCUAGACCAGCCCCACACCCCAACCUACCAGGGGAGCUGGCAGGAGAGAAGAGACACAGGCCACGCGCCAGUCCCAUAAAAUUAAAUGCUUUUUAGUGUUUAAAAUAGCA